This is a messenger RNA of Penaeus chinensis, 3202 nucleotides long. RefSeq lists its product as uncharacterized. Lineage: Eukaryota; Metazoa; Arthropoda; Malacostraca; Decapoda; Penaeidae. The transcript has 8 exons. Bases 1354 to 2586 code for a protein of 410 amino acids. The record is from RefSeq and is a predicted model, not a curated record.
CUUUGACCUCGAGCAAUUGACCUUGUUCUGCUGCAAUCGGUGACGUGCGCCACACCCACUGUGCUAUCGAUGACAUUUCACAUUUGAAUAAGCCUCGACGCUCUCUAUCAGCUACCUCGUAGAUUUUGCGCUCGUGAAUCUGUAUAUAAUGGUGGCACAUACCAUUUUGUAGAUGGCCUAAAUGCAUACCAUAGAUUAUAUUGUGAACUACGAUAGCCGCCGCUGGCUGAUUUUAUAAAUACAUUUUUCAUGUAAAUACUAACAAGAUUAAGCUUCAAUGCUGUUUAUAGAUAAGUACACUUCACAGACGUACCCAGAACACAUGAACAAAAGCUCAAUUGUUUAUUAAGCCUCACUCGAAUUAUGUUGAAUGAGAUAUAAUUUUUUGCUCGUUUUAUGAUACAAUGCGUUUGAUAAUGUGAUCACAAAAUGUCAGGAGAUUGGUAGAUUACAAUUCAAAAUCCAAUCGCCGGUGCACCAUUUCAAGAGUUCAUUGACCCCUGUCCUCUGAGCACCACAGUGUUGCCAUAUCGCCUUGAAGAUUUCGCUUUUUUCCUCUCUUCACAGGGUAUUUGAGUUCUCGUGCCACUUUAAAUCUAUAAAACUCUACUCGUAAUGCCAGUGUAUUAAGAAUUAAAUGAAAUCAAACGGAGAAUCAAACAUUUUCGGGUAAGAACUGGACGUCAGCGGCAAGACCGCAAUCAGUGAAAGCGGCGUUUUCAAGGCGCCAAAUCUCGUAGAUAAAUACUCCCGUUGUAGCUUUCAUCGGUUAAAUUAUUUAUGGCGCGGCGGAGAGAGUUAUCAUGGUGAGGACGUCAAGUAGCCAUCCAUAUGUCACCUUGUUUAAGUCAGCAGGAGCAGGGGAGCUCCGCCGUCGCUCUCCGUCCUCAGUGACACGGACGCGUUCAGCAAGGCUCGUUCAUGUUCAACAGUAUCCAUGGCGAUUGUCUGCAUAUCAUGGCUGAGUUAUUACGCACCCUUCAGACAAUGCCAUUGAAUGCAAAGAAGUCGCUGAAAAAAAAAAAACAUCCAGAUAUUUCCUCCCCGAUACUUGCGCAUGCGCGCCAUGCUGGCUGUCUUGGGGGGGGCAAUAGAAAACAGUCAGAAACAUUAUGUGCGGUUGUGAGUACGUGUGUGCAUGUGUGUCUCCUGGGAUGUUUAUGUUGAGUGCUGCCAUCUAGUAACAAGAACUGUCACAAGUAUCCAGGCGAGUGUUGCUUAUCGUUACUUCCAUAUUAUGAAGAAGAUUGCCGUGACCCAGAUGACGCCCAGAGCCCACAUGCGUGUGCCACUGUACGCCGGCCGCCUCAGUGUUCAUCCUAGCCCGAGCGAGGACUGCGGCCAACGACCAUAAUGGAGACCAGCACCGCCGACCACCUGCUGAUCAAGAGUGUGGACGACAUCACUGAGUCCUGGGUGAGGGAGUUGCUCUUACACAGGUGCGACUUGCCAGAUCCGAAGCCUCCUAUGCAGGUGAAGAGCUGGGUGAAAGGCAAGUGCCCCUCCGGUGAUCCUCUCGCGGGCUUCUCGAGCACGAGGGCGACGGUGCAAGUGGCAUACGAGGUCGAAGGCGAAGGUGGAACACUCAGAAAGGAAACCUUCGUGGUGAAGCUCAUCCCCACACUUGGCUUUAUGUCGGAUCUGCUGGUGUCAGAAGGGAUGCACCACAACGAGGUGGGUCAGUACAGGCACUUCCUACGAUCCCUCGCGGCGUGGGAGGCGGAGCGGAGGGGCGUGUCCUGCGGAGUCCUUUGUGAGAUGAUCCCCCCCCAUUCCCUCGCCGUCAGCUGCGAUCAGCACUUCACGCUAGUCCUGCCAGAGUUGCGGGAGCUCGGCUACACGGCGACCAAUAUGCCUACAGGUCUGGACGAGGACCAGAUCAUGUUGGUGGUGAAGAACAUCGGGUGCUUCCAUGGGUCCGUGGUCGCUUUCAAGACAAUCACUGGCGUCAACCUCGAAGAGGCUUUCCCCAAGUGCUUCCUGCAGACUAGUCCGGACAGCCCGCUCUUUUCCACGUUUACGCAAGCAGGGUUUGAUAAGCUGAAGGAGGAGUGGGCAGGCGACCCCAGCCGGGCACAGAUGCUGGAGAUGCUGGAGCCCUACGAGACGCACGCCGCGCCUUUCAUCAUCAGCGGCCUGCAGCCCAAGGAACCCUUCGCCACGGCCAUCCACGGUGACCUGCAGCCCUCCAACCUCUUCUUCAAGGAGAAGGCCGACGAGGAACACACUAUAAAAGUAAUUGACUGGGCACUGGCACGGUACUCCCAGGGCCCCUACGACCUGGUUUACCUCAUGCACAUGGGAGUCAACAAGGACACGAGGCGGAAGGUCAUGUCUUCGGCCACGGAAGAAUAUUAUAAGGCUUUUAACGAGGCACUCACCGACCUGGGCGCUGGGAUGACCUACCCGAGACACGUGUUCGAGGAGCAGCUCACCCUCGGUAAAGAACUGAUGAUCAUCUGGGGCAUCUCCUCGAUCAACCUGUUCUCCUGCACCCUCAACCUCAAGGAACGACUCCACGCCCUUGUCGCUGACCUCCUGCACGACCCGGAUGUAAAGCCUCCACGACCUCCCUUUGUGACAUGAAAUCUAUGUGGAAACCUUACGCUUCUUCAUUCAUCCUAAUUCAUUACAUUUCUUUUUUAUUGUUAUUGUUCUGAUCUCUCCUGCCGUAUCUCUUUUGUCUUCCUCCUCUUCGCCACACACCCAAGGGCAUCAUCAUCAUGAGUCUGUGGUCCUCAUCAUGUCAAUGUUUUUUUCAUUAACAUGGAGAACGUUCACUCUUUUUUAUAUUAUUCACAACAACUCUUAAGGUACGGUAGCUCAUUCUGUAUAAUGACUGUAAUUUGAUAAGAUUCCGAGAUGUAAAAACAUUCCUAUUAACAUGCCCAAUGUAGAAGUAGAAUAUAUAUAUAUAUAUAUAUAUAUAUAUAUAUAUAUAUAUAUAUAUAUAUAUGUUUAAGAUAUAUCAGCCGUCUAACAAAAAUCAAUUUGUAGGUUUGAUUUAGAAUCAAUUUAAAAUAAGACGAAUGUCUCAUUAACUAAACUUUUUCCACUGAAAACAAUGCACUAAGUCUGAUUCCUAUACAUGAGUGUUAAGAAUCAAUAUACUUUUGGUCGAAUGUAGGCUAAUAAUGCCAUGUAUUAUCGUGUACAGCACUAUGAUUUGUAUUUUUCCUUUUAAAUACAUUAAGUAAAUAAU